This is a messenger RNA of Rhopalosiphum maidis (corn leaf aphid), 715 nucleotides long. RefSeq lists its product as uncharacterized. NCBI's taxonomy places the organism in Eukaryota, Metazoa, Arthropoda, Insecta, Hemiptera, Aphididae. The record is from RefSeq and is a predicted model, not a curated record. The transcript has 3 exons. The coding region runs from base 241 to 606 and encodes 121 amino acids.
UGGUAUUUGUAUUAUUGAAUUCAACUGAUUCAAGAGUAAAGUUGUGAUUGAUUCUAUCAAUUAAAUAUAUUUCAUUUUCAUUACGAAUUACGAAAGACGAUAAUAUCUAAUGUCAGUUUACAUUAUGAUCUACAUAGUACAUUAAUACCAUUCAAGACACAAAACGUACGUGUCGUAAGUGCUUUCGUGAUAAAUACUAUAUUUUUUUUUGGUAAAGAUUGAGUCUUAAACAAAAUAAAUAUGAUGAAUAAUAAAAAACCUCCUAUACCACAAUGUCCUAUAGUACCAGUUGAAGAAGAGAUCGAAGAAGAUUUAAAAACAAUAGAUGAAACAGAGGCUCCACUGUUGACUGAUGAUGCUAAGGUGUUAUUAGAAUCUAUUGGGACUGAAGUUAUUAAAAAUGAUACACAAGAAACAGCUCAAAAGCUCGUCGAUAAUGUGGAUGAAUUAGAACAAACAAUAACGGCAUUAGAUAAGAAGUAUAAUGCUUUGAUGAGCUGUGAAAAAGAAUUGGAAGAGAUUGAGGAAGAAAUUGAUAAACAGAUUAAAGAAAUGACCAAUUACAUAUCUGAAAUUCAAUCAAAUUCUACUCCUGCAGUAAAGUAAACACAUUUAAUUAUAAUUUAUUAAAUGGACCAAUAAUUGCUUCUAUUUUUUUUAUUUGUACAAUUUUAAAAUUAUUACUUACAAAAUUUUAUAAUAAAAAUGAGAUCUU